Musa acuminata subsp. malaccensis (wild Malaysian banana) is the source of this 1401-nucleotide messenger RNA. Its product is annotated as xyloglucan endotransglucosylase/hydrolase protein 22. The record is from RefSeq and is a predicted model, not a curated record. Lineage: Eukaryota; Viridiplantae; Streptophyta; Magnoliopsida; Zingiberales; Musaceae. Gene Ontology annotation, molecular function: hydrolase activity, hydrolyzing O-glycosyl compounds; xyloglucan:xyloglucosyl transferase activity. Gene Ontology annotation, cellular component: apoplast; cell wall. Gene Ontology annotation, biological process: xyloglucan metabolic process; cell wall biogenesis.
UUUGGAUGCUGUAAGUUGGAUGUGUGUACACGAGUCUUCGAUGGGAGUUUGCACGCACAAAUGCUUCGGAGUUGUUGCCAAUGAUUCCAAAGGUUUAACAGGAAGACACUGUGAUCCAUGUUUAUCACGUAACUAUGUGAAAAGGAUGAGAGUGAGCAGAGAUAUUCCUGUUUGCAUCACCAAUUAUGCAAGCUCAGAAAGAAAACGAUGGUAGCCGAACCAUGCAAACACCUCUCUCAGCCCAUGCAUAUCUUCUCCACACACUAUAUAUACCUCCUACUUCUCCUUACUCCCGGCCACAAGACUCACUGUUGUGUUGCCUCAUCAUACUUUCUACUCUGAGACAUGGGGAGACUGGUUCUGUUUCGAGCUUGGUUCCUCGCGGCCCUCGUCGCCGCCGCGUCGGCUAACUUCUUAUCGGACGUGGAGAUAACAUGGGGAGACGGUAGGGGGAAGAUACUGGAGAGUGGCAACCUUCUCCAGCUCACCCUCGACAGGGCCUCCGGCUCGGGAUUCCAGUCCAAGCAAGAGUACUUGUUCGGGAGGUUCGACAUGAAGAUGAAGCUGGUGCCGGGGAACUCCGCCGGCACCGUCACUACCUAUUACUUGUCGUCGCUGGGGCCAACGCACGACGAGAUCGACUUUGAGUUCCUGGGGAACGUCAGCGGGGAGCCGUACGUCCUCCACACCAACGUGUACUCGCAGGGGAAGGGUGACAAGGAGCAGCAGUUUUACCUCUGGUUCGAUCCCAGGCUGGCUUUCCACACCUACUCCAUCCUGUGGAACCCUCAGCAGAUAGUGUUCUAUGUGGAUGGGACGCCCAUAAGAGUGUUCAGGAACAGCGAAAGCUUGGGGGUGCCCUACCCAAAGAGCCAGGCCAUGCGCCUCUACGCCAGCUUGUGGGACGGCGACGACUGGGCCACCAGGGGCGGCCUGGUGAAGACGGACUGGAGCCAGGCGCCGUUCGUGGCAUCCUACCAGGGCUACGCCGCCGACGCCUGCGUGUCGUCCGCCGGCCGGCCGUCGUGCUCGCCGUCGAGGGGGAACUGGUGGGACCAGGGCCUGGACUCCGGCGCACUUCAGAAGCUGAAGUGGGUGAGGGACAACUACAUGAUCUACGACUACUGCCGCGACACCAAACGCUUCCCCCAGGGGUUUCCUCCCGAGUGCUCCUCUCCACGCAACUGAUGCCUGCGACAACCAGUUUGCUUGCUUGCUUGUUUGCACAUCUCGCAUUUGUUUGAUGAAGGAAGACGGCACCCGUGCAUUCAUACAUAUAUCAAUCAUGUACUAAAAUAAUCUGCUGCUUAUGUAAGUAACAGAUAGUAUAGUAUGUACGGCUAGUUGUAUUUCUUGCUGUAUUUUGAAUCAUUGGUUCAAAAAAUCAACAUGUAAUUGUCA